GGGGGUGUGGGUGUUAGAAAUGACAGAGGAUCAUGAGGGCAGUGAGAGAGCGAUGUGUGGAGAGACACAGUGAUAGAUCUGGAUGAUGGACACCCCUGGAGAGACAGAUGGACACAUAAAGAAACUAUGAUCUUUCCAUGGAUGCCAACAGGAGAGUGGGGAGAGAGUGAAAGAGAGAGAGAGAAAUAUAUAGAGUGUGAGGGGUAAAGGAAGGGGCUGCAGUAUUAAUGUGCAAACUGAAGGGGAUGGAAGUAUUGCUCUAAAAAAUAUAAAUACACACAGGAAUCUGGAAAGUGUAAGCUAUAUAUUGAAUAUAUAUAUUUACAAAUAGAUGUAUAAUAACACAGCCAAAUUUAAAUCAGAAAGAAGAAUAAAACACACAUGCUGACAGACUAAGAAAAAACAAGAGAGAUUUGAAAAAGCUCCACCAUGACUGCAUCUGCAAAACAGUUAGAUGCAUUAUGUCAUCUAACAGCCCAGGCAUUGCCAUCACUUCAGACCAAAAAUCACUUCAAGAUCAUCAAGCUUUUGGGUGAGGGGUCAUAUGGCAAGGUCAUGCUGGCAGUUCACAAGAAGAGAGGUACUCCAAUGGCCCUGAAGUUUUUUCCCAGAGGAUCCACCUCUCUAAUCUCAUUCUUACGAGAGUACAAUCUCUCUCUCGCUUUCUGCUCCCAUCCUUCGCUCACGAGGGCCUUGGGCAUUGUCUACUCCACACCCUUACACUACGUCUUCGCCCAGCAAGCCGGACUGUAUGGAGACCUGUAUGACAUCAUAGACCCAGAGGUUGGUAUGGCAGAGGAGAUGGUGCAGAGGGUGGCGUCACAGGUGAGCGGGGCCCUGUCUCAUCUCCAUGCCUUGGGAUUCGUCCACAGGGACGUGAAACCUGAAAACAUUUUCCUGUGUGACCAGACCUGCCAGUGGGUCAAACUGGGUGACUUUGGGAUGGUUAAACCCAAGGGUGCGCGGGUCCCAGCGGUGUGGUAUGACUCUCCAUACUGUGUCCCAGAAGUGGAGAUGGCCAGGGGCAGGAAGGAACAGAAAGCAUCAAAUGGAAAGAACUCAAAAGGGAAGGGUGCAAAGGGCAUAGGAGCAGUGAUUCCUGGUACCUCUACAAAGGCAGGGAGUAAGGAAGAGAAGAAGAAGACAAUUUGGGUGUCAGUAGAGGUAGGUAUAGACAGCUGGGCUCUAGGAAUCCUGGUCUACUCCUUGUUGACUGGCUGUUACCCUUGGAAAGAAACCUCCUCUGAUGAUCCAGGAUACAGAAAAUACAAAGACUGGUUGGACAGAGAAAGAAAACAAGAAGAGAAGGGGGAGGAAGUCAAGUGGAAAGGGCAGGAUUUGGGGAGGUCUGGGUGGAGUAAUGAAGCUGGAGGUCCAGAAUGCGGUCCUGCGCCCCCCCAGUUUGAAGUCUUUACCCCACUGGCCUGGAGCCUCUUUCAAGGGCUGCUCAGCCCACAGCCCUGCCUUCGGACCAUGCCUGAGGAUGUCCUGAGAUACCUGGGGAGUGCCUGGUUACUCACAAAAGGAGAGGUGGAAAAAACAUUGGGCGACAAAGGAAAAGAGAAAGAGAAAGAAAAGGGUGGGAGAACAUAGAGAUCAUGGGACUUGGAGAGUUAUUCUCAUAGCAUUAAAUGAAAAUGGCAAGGUAUUAAAACCUGAGGGAAGAUGGUGAAAUAUAAUACAAGGAUGGUGGGGGAGGGAGAUGGACAAGGUCUUGGUCUUGGCUGCAUUAGCCAACAUUCGGUGAUUACAUUUUUUAUAUCUAGUUUAUAUUAUUAUGUAUUAUAUAUAUACACCCACUGAGCACUUUAUUUGGAAAAUUUUUACUUUAUUACACCUACUUAUUAAUGUGAUUAUCUAAUCAGCCAAUUGUGUGGCAGCAGUGCAAUGCAUACAAUCAUAUAUAUUUAUAUAUAUCGAUACAAUUUUUUCUGAAUCAUGAAUAAACUGGUUUAAACAGGUGGUUUUAAUGUUGUGACUGAUCGGUGUAUUUAUAUAUAUACUCAGUGAGCACUUUAUUAGGUAUUUAUUACUUCGUUUUUAGACUUCUACUGCUGUAGCCUAUCCACAUAACAGAGUUAUGAUGAGUUGUGUGUUCAGAGAUGCUCUUCUGCAUAUCACUGUUGUAAUGUGUGGUUAUUUGCGUUACUGUCACCUUCUUGUCAGCUUUGACCAGUCUGGCCAUUCACCUCUGACGUCUCUCAUUAACGAGACGUUUCUUUCUGCAGAACUGCUGCUCACCGGAUUUAUUUAGUUUUUUGCACUAUUCUUUGCAAACUCUAGAGUCAGAGGUUACCAACCCUGGUCCUGGAGAGCUACUGGGUCUGCUGGUUUUCGCUGUUACUCUGCACUUAAUUUAUCAAUUAGGGCAGAUGAUUACACAGCUAACUCACCUCACCUGGUUACCUAGGUCUCAACAGGGUGCUGAUUUUAGGGUGAAAACAAAAACCAGCAGACCCAGUAGCUCUCCAGGACCAGGGUUGGUGACCUCUGUUCUAGUGUGAGUGAAAAUCCAAGGAGCAGUUUCUGAGAUACUCAAACCACCCAAACAAAUUGGCUGAUUAGGCAUGAAUAAGAAGGUGUAAUAAAGUAAAAAUGUUCCUGAUAAAGUUCUCUGUGAGUGUAUAUACAUAUUAUGUAUAUACAAAAGUAUUUGAACAGCAAGGUCAAUUACUUUGUUUUUGCUAUACAGUGAAGACAAUUGAAUUUGAGGUCAAACGAUAUACAGGAGAUGACAGAUCCAAAUUUUAGGUUUUAUUUCCUGGUAUUUUUCAUCUAGAUUUGUUAACCAACUUAGGAUAGAACACCUUUUGUAUCAGGCCACCCAAUUCUUAGGUGUGCAAAAGUAUUGGAACAUGUGACUGACUGGUGUUUCUUGUUGUCCAGAUUGAUUUAAAGCUUAGAAAAGAGGGGAAAUCAAGCAGAGCCAUUGCACAAGCAUUGGGGAUAGCUUGUAAAACAACUUGGAAUGUUCUGGAAAAGAAAGAAACUGCUGGCAUACUGAGCAACAGACAUCGAACAGGUCAACCAAGGAAAACAACAGCAGCUCUAGACAGAAAUAUUGUGAGAGCUGUGAAGAAAACCCCAGAAAUAUCAGUCAGAGACAUCACAAACAAUCUCCACAGAGCAGGGGUGUAGGUAUCUCAAUCAACCGUUUAAUUAAAUACAUUUGCCAAUACAUUUGCUCACCUAAAACUUGGGUGGUCUGAUGCCAAAGGUGCUAUGUUCUAAGUAGGUUAACACAUAUAGGUGUAAAUGCCAGGAAAUAAAAUCUGAAAUUCUGAUCUCUUUUCUCGUGUUCAUCUUUUUAUCUCAACCCCAAAUGUAUUCAGUGUAUUCCAAAAACAAAGUAAUUGGCCUUGCUUUUCCAAUACUUUUGGAGGGGACUGAAUACACUCACUGAGCACUUUAUAUGUACACCUACUUAGUAAUGUGAUUAUCUGCAAUCCUCACGAUCAUGCAAAUACAGGUCAAGUGCUUCAGUUAAUAUUCCCAUCAGCCAUCAGAAUGGGGAAAACAUUUUAUCUUAGUGAUUUCAACCAUGAUGAUUGGUUAAAGUCAUGAUUGUUGGUGCCAGACAGGGUGGUUUGAGUAAACUGCUGAUCUCACAACAGUCUCUAGAGGUUGCAGAGAAACAAAAAACAUCCAGUGAGCGGCAGUUCUGAGGGCAGAAACACCUUGUUAAUGAUAGAGAUCAGAAGAGAAGGGCCAGACUGGUCGAAGCUGACAGAAAGGUGAUAGUAAUGUAGUAACCAGGCAUCACGACAGUGGUAUUCAAGUGGAUAGACUACAGCAGCAGACAUCUAAAAAAUAAGUCUAAUAAAUACCUAAUAAAGUGCUCACUGAGUGUAUAGUAUCCAUGUUUAUUACAUAAAUGCUGUUUUGGAAAUGUGAUUUUAUUUGUUUAUCUUUCCUUUAACCCUUAGUAAUCACUCCCAUUGUUUUAUCCCCUGUCACUAGUUGAGCUAUAGUUCCACAGUCUACAGUUACAGUUUUAUAUAUAAUGUAUAUAUUUUAUUCCUGCAGGUCUAUAUUGUUCCAAUCAAUUACAAGGAUGAUUUAGAUAUAGUAUUCUAUUUAAUAUUAAUUGAAAUGAUAUUAAAUGAAUGGUUUCAUAUUAUGACUAAUAAUUUGAUUCAUAGAUUGUAUUAAUGACUGAUCACCAGAGACAGUACUGUAUUCAUAACACCUUACCCAUGGUGUUUCUAUCAUGGAAGGACAACUAUCAUAAUGUUCUGACAAAGAUCUGUCAAACAUUAAAUGUAGCAAUGUAUUCAUAAA
Molecule: messenger RNA, 4281 nt
Organism: Conger conger (European conger)
Lineage: Eukaryota; Metazoa; Chordata; Actinopteri; Anguilliformes; Congridae
Product: serine/threonine-protein kinase SBK1-like
Exons: 4
Coding region: 430-1593 (387 amino acids)
Biological process (GO): peptidyl-threonine phosphorylation; peptidyl-serine phosphorylation
Molecular function (GO): protein serine/threonine kinase activity; ATP binding
Source: RefSeq, a predicted model, not a curated record